Messenger RNA from Syngnathus typhle (broad-nosed pipefish), 4272 nucleotides. RefSeq names its product leptin receptor (gene lepr). NCBI's taxonomy places the organism in Eukaryota, Metazoa, Chordata, Actinopteri, Syngnathiformes, Syngnathidae. Bases 234 to 3689 code for a protein of 1151 amino acids. Gene Ontology annotation, biological process: cytokine-mediated signaling pathway. The transcript has 23 exons. The record is from RefSeq and is a predicted model, not a curated record. Gene Ontology annotation, cellular component: external side of plasma membrane. Gene Ontology annotation, molecular function: cytokine receptor activity; protein binding.
UGUGUGUGUGUAUUCUAACACCGUGUCUCUGAAAUAGCAUAUAUUACCCAGAGACACACACACUGCAUCGAGAUUCCAGUUCAUUGGACCCACAAUGUUGGUGAGAGGACUUUUAUCGGAUGGCCAACUUUGUAUUUGUAGCUGUGAUACUGGACAAGUAAAGACUCAAGAUAACAGCAGAGCUGCUUCCCUCCCUCCCUCACUUUUGCCAGUCGGGUAGAGGAAGAGUGUUGAUGCAACAUCCAACGCUAAGCUCCAAUAAUUUUCACGCUUUUAAUGAGGAUUUCAAAGUGGAGGUGAUCUCAACAAGACCCAGGAGAGUCAACGAUCGACUAUUACUAGAGAUAAAAGGGAGGCAAAGCCAUGUCCACGCUGUGAACGCAAGAAUGGGCCAAUCUGCGAUGUUGUCCGUCCUCAUCCAUGUUUUGCUGAUACUCACUGGAACCGUGUGCGCCAAGCCUGAAGAGGAAGCAGGAGUCUCCUCAGGUGUGCUGGACUUGCCAUGGCAGGACCAAGCGUGCUAUGACUCGCCUCCAGCGCAAGAGGAGGAGGCUGGCGACACGCACCCUCACUGCUACUUAGGGAGCAUAGCAACUGGAUUGAGUCUGAAGAAGGACUCUGGCGGCACCUGUUUGAACAUGCUGUGCAGGAUUGAUGAAAAGUGGGAAAGUUUGACUUGUGAUUUGGGGCUUCCUUCAGCCAAGCGCCUUCUUCACUCUGCGCCCGUGGCAGUCCGCCUCCAGCGCUUCAAGCCCCUGAAAAAUGACACGUCGUCACUCAACUCCACCAAUGUGGAAUCUUACCAACCGGUGGUCUGUGAAACAAAGGAUUCCGUCCUAUGUUCAAUUUCUAUUGGCAGCGCAAGUUUUGUGGCUCUUGUAACUGCCCGCAUAUAUGGCUGUGAACUUGGACCGGUUCUGCUCAAUGUACCGGCGCGACCUGUAAAACCCAGGACUCCUUUGAACCUGUCACAUUUCCAGACAAUCAAGCCAGAACUGAUUUUACAGUGGGAUGAGCCAAAAGAGCACGGUUCUGCUCCAUUAAGAUAUGAGGUCCGGUACUCGAACGCCACGCAUCCUUCUUGGCAGGUGGUGUCUGCAGGGCUGGAGCGCAGACUCCUUCUCGAUCUGGAGCCUGAAGUCAACUACACCUUGGAGGUUCGCUGCUCUGACCUGCACGAACCUCCCUUGUGGAGCGACUGGAGUGAAGCGCAUCACAUCUACCUUGGCAUGGUGAGCUACAUCCCUGAAAAGGUUUUGGCCCAUCCCGGGGAGAACGUCAGCGUUUAUUGCGUGUUCAACGACCCCGGCAUUAAUGCCAACUCUGCUGUAUGGAUGCUGAACUUUGAACAGACGCUCUCUUCCAGCCAGUAUCACUCAGUCAACCAACGGGUCAGCCACGUCACGAUCCAGCCCUCGGACUCUGGCAUGUAUGAGCUGCUGCAGUGUAGGGCUACCAAGGAGUGGACCAUCCCAUACAGCAUCAUCUAUCUUGAAGGAGCCUCUAUUGACAUCAAAUGUGAAACGAGUGGUGAUAUUGAUGCUAUGGACUGCAGCUGGAAAAACACUUCGUGGAUCAAACCAAAAUUCCAAUACAUAUGGUCCGACCUACCCUGUGAUGCGAUGGAGGAGACGGAGCGGAAGGGUGAGAACGUUGGAGAGAUGGGACCCGAUUGUCUGCCGAUCAGAUCCAAGCAACAAGCCUGCACCGUCCAGGAUGUACGGAGGAAUUGCUACAAACUGUGGCUGGAGAUGCUGUCCCAUCAAGGCCCGAUCCGAUCCAAACCUGUCUACGUAUCACCUCUGGAAUACGUAAAACCCAACAAACCAUCCGAUGUGAAGGCAGUGAAUCUUAAAAAAGGGGUCCUGAGGAUCACGUGGCGCCCUCCAUCUUUGCCUGUGCAGGGGGUCCAGUGUCAGCUCCGUUUCCACUCUCCUUCUACCACCAGAGCACAACCCGAUUGGAAGUUCAGUAACGCGGCGCGGGUGUCGUCGGCGGAGAUUCCAAUUCCGGACAUGUGUCAAGUUCAUGCGGUUCAGGUGAAGUGCAUGCCCGCCAACGGCACUGGCUACUGGAGCGACUGGAGCGACUUGGUCUACUCGCUACCCCAAAACAGUCGAGCUCCAGAACAUGGGCCUGAUUUUUGGAGACUUCUUCAAGACGAUCAGCUCACAAACUCCACCAAUGUGACUCUCCUGAUCACGCAUCUUCCAACAGCGAGCCGCUCCUACUGCAUCGACGGCUACAUCGUCCAGCACCGGAGCUCCGGUGGUAUCGUGAAGAGGGAGAAGAUCGAGCUGAUGUCCUCCUACAGCUUUGAGUGGAACCGAGAAUUCCAAAGUGUGACGGUGGAAGCGUACAAUAGUCUGGGAAGUUCCACUAAAAACAUGAACAUGACCCUGGAGAGACGACCCAAACGCCGGAGCGUGCAUUCUUUCCAUGCGCUGCUUAUCAACAACACUUGCGCGUCUCUGCACUGGAGCCUGGUGGACAACAGCUCGGCACCGCUCUUCAUGGUGGUGCAGUGGGCGCCGCAGCGGCCACCGGACGGAAUGGACAGUGGGCGCACGUGGCUCAGGCUGCCCUUCACCGAGCGUUCCGUCCACCUAACAGGUGAUUUUUAUGCAUCCGAGGAGUAUGCCUUCUACUUGUAUCCGGUGUUUUCGGAGGGAGAGGGCCAGCCUGCUUUCACAAUCGCCACCAGAAGAGACCCUGCAGCCUACACGACUUUUUUGGUCAUUGCCCUCCUCUCCGUCGUCCUCUUUGUCACCUUGGUCCUCUCCCAAAACCAGAUGAAAAGGUUGGUGUGGAAGGAUGUGCCUAACCCCAAAAAGUGCUCCUGGGCAAAAGGACUCAAUUUCAAAAAGGCCGACACCUUCCACGAGCUCUUCCAGGCCUCAGACGUCCUCCCAGCCUGGCCGCUGCUGCUCCCUUCUGAGAAUAUUUCCAAAGUAGUCAUCAUGGAGAAGGCCAACAUGUCAGUUCUCGGCACGGCCUUGGUCCGAAGCCCACUCGCGUCCCCGACUCCCGACGCAGCGUCCUUUCCUUCAUUUCUUGAGGGUAACCAGAACGCAUCGGUGGGCGGCGAGGCUCGCUUAGGCUUGGGCCUUCCCCUCUCGCUCCUAGAUUUGGAUAUUUUAAGUAGUCCCAGCCCGCAGCUUGAAGAGCUGCAGCUGAUGGAGCCCUCCCCGAGCAUCACGGAGAAUUCAGCCCAGUCUUCGGUAACGUACGCCACGGUGCUGCUGAUCAAGCCAAAGCAGGAGAAAGAGUCGGCUCGUCUCUCCGACCGGGACGGCAGCAGCUCCAGCGACGAGGGCAAUUUCUCUGCCAACAACUCGGACAUUUCCGGCUCUUUCCCCGGUGGCCUGUGGGAGCUGGAGAGCUGCCACGGCGGAGAGCUGGACGAUGGUCAUCGUCGAUCCUGCUCCUACAACUCGGCGGAGGAACUUUCCGAAAGCUCCGAUCAAGAAGAUGCGGCCGAAGCCAAGGACUUGUACUAUCUCGGCGGGGACUAUCAAGCUGAAGCUGAGGAGGCUGGGGGAGAGGCGGAGGAGAAAGAAGAGCUGCUGAAAAGCUGCCCGGCAGCGGAGUCGCACCUUCCGCCCCCCGAGCCGGUUUGCGACUUGUCCCCCCCACUCUACAUGCCCCAGUUCAGGACUGCGCCGUACACCAGGCAACUGCCAGAUUGAAAAAGCUCACUCCAUUUCUCGUGUUGUGUAGUGCAUCAGCUCCUGCAGACCAAUUGAUAUUGAAUGUCAAACAGCGUCAAAAAGCUUCAAACGGUGGGAUGUUCAUCAAUGCUGCUAUUUCUUUGUUCACGAUGAGGUCAUGCUCCUGGCAGUAGGCACGCUUUCUUUAUAUUGCGAUUGGCUCCGCCCAGCCAAACUGCUUUCACAAUGGUCACUGAUGAGGGUAUGCGAGCUCAGGAAAGGUUCCCAAUAAAGUCCAAUGUAGUGACAAAGAGAAUAUUUAAACAGGGAGAAAAAAAAUGCUGCCGUUACAUAAAUGGUCGGCGGUUACAAUUCUUGUCAGCUUUUACGUGACAGAUGUCGUACGUUGCUAUCGCUUGUAAAUAAAACCAACAAAGAUCUAAGAAGAACUGUGUGGAAACAUCUGCCUUUAUGAAUACAAUCAGAUUAUUAUGUUGUUUUGAUGAGGUGUCCAAUCUGAAAAGAGUUUAACAACAAUACUGAAAUAUGAUUAGUAGCUGUUGUUGCACAUUGAUAUAUUUUGUCUAUUUUUCAUGGUGAAUAUAAAUUAUUUGUUAUUGGA